AUGAUAGUUAAGUGCUGGAACUGUAGGGGUGCUGCUAGUGAGUCCUUUAGUCGCACCUUUUUGGAAAUUGUAAGGAUUAAUAAACCUGAUAUAGUCAUUCUGUUGGAAACAAGAUGUAGCGGUGAGAAAGCUAGGAAGAUCAUUAGUAAGUCUGGAUUUGAAUUUUAUCAUAUUGAGGAAGCUGUUGGUUUUAGCGGGGGCAUAUGGGUGAUGUGGAAGGAUCCAAAUAUUGUUAUAAGUAUUUUGAAAUCCAAAACGCAAUAUGUUCACAUGAAUGUUAAGAAGGAUUAUGAUGAGGAUUGGUUCCUAACUGCCGUGUAUGCAAGUCCUCGAGAGGUGAAUAGGAGAGAGCUUUGGAAUGAUAUCAAGAUAAUCAAGAAUGGGAUCAGAGGUCCUUGGUUAGUGGUAGGCGACUUUAAUGAAAUAGCAGAUCCUUCGGAGAAGAAAGGUGGAGGUCGAACAGAUGUUGGAGCUUGCAAGAGGUUCAAAAGAUGGAUCGAAGAAUGUAUGUUGAUUGACCUAGGAUCAGUGGGGCCAAAGUUCACUUGGAGGGGACCGCAAUGGGAGAAUCUUGAAAGAGUUUUCAAGAGGCUAGAUCGAGCUCUAGCUAAUGCAGACUGGAGAAUAAAAUUUCAUGAGGCGAGAGUUGAAGUUCUAGCGCGGGUUAAGUCAGAUCAUCACCCCCUCUUAAUAUCUAUGAAGCCCAAAGAUAACCUUGCAAAUAAUAAACCUUUUAGGUUUGAAGCAAUGUGGAGUAGGCAUCCUGAUUUCAAGCAGUUUGUAGAAAGUCAUUGGAGUGGAGCUCAACAUUGGGGGAGAUCCUUAUCGGCACUUGCUGAAAAUUUGAUGGUUUGGAACAAAGAGGUUUUUGGCCACAUUGGCAGACAAAAAAGAUCACUUAUGAGGAGAAUUGGAGGAAUUCAAAAAGCAUCAUCUUAUGGAAGAAACCCUUUUUUGGAAGAGCUGGAGAGAAAUCUGACGAAUGAACUUGAAGAAAUUCUGGAUCGAGAAGAAAUUAUGUGGAUGCAAAAAUCGAGAGAUAUUUGGGUAGUAGAGGGAGAUCGAAACACCAAAUAUUAUCAUACAAAAACAAUCAUUAGAAGAAGAAGAAAUAGAAUUUUAAAGCUUAUGAACUCACAAGGUGAUUGGAUUGAAGAUCAAGAGGAGCUCCGCCAACAUGUAGUGGAAUUUUUUAAAUGUCUUUACAGGCAUGAUAACUCUCUUUCUCCGGUUCUAAUUACCACAAGAUCCUAUCCCAUGCUGGAAGAGGAUAUUAAAAGAAGCUUCAAUUUAAAACCAACAGAAAAAGAAAUUCAAGAUGCACUGUUUGGUAUAGGCUCCUUCAAGGCACCGGGUCCGGAUGGCUUUCCAGCCCUUUUUUUCAAGGAGAAUUGGAGCAUAAUUAAAGGGAACAUUGGGCAACUAAUCCACCUUCUCUGGAGCAUGCCGAGUAUGGUAGAAACUGUCAAUCAAACAUUAAUUACACUCAUCCCUAAGGUGAAAUUACCAGAGACCAUCAACCAAUCAAAGUGCAAAGAAAGAAAAUGCUUAUUGUAG
Molecule: messenger RNA, 1557 nt
Organism: Arachis ipaensis
Lineage: Eukaryota; Viridiplantae; Streptophyta; Magnoliopsida; Fabales; Fabaceae
Source: RefSeq, a predicted model, not a curated record